Messenger RNA from Staurois parvus, 666 nucleotides. Lineage: Eukaryota; Metazoa; Chordata; Amphibia; Anura; Ranidae. The record is from the annotation of a GenBank genome assembly.
GGUCAUUCCCUGCACUGUCUACAGUCUCUGGUCAUUCCCUGCACUGUCUGCAGUCUCUGGUCAUUCCCUGCACUGUCUACAGUCUCUAGUCAUCCCCUGCACUGUCUACAGUCUCUGGUCAUCCCUGCCUGUCUGCAUGUCUGCAGUCUCUGGUCAUCCCCACUGUCUGCAGUCUGUGGUCAUUCCCUGCACUGUCGCAGUCUCUGGUCAUUCCCUGCACUGUGUGCAGUCUCUGGUCAUCUCCUGCACUGUGUCCGCAGUCUCUGGUCAUUCCUGUACUAUGUCCGCAGUCUUUGGUCAUCCCCUGUACUAUGUCCGCAGUCUCUGGUCAUCUCCUGUACUGUGUCCGCAGUCUCUGGUCAUCUCCUGUACUGUGUCCGCAGUCUCUGGUCAUCUCCUGUAUUGUGUCCGCAGUCUCUGGUCAUCCCCUGUACUGUGUCUGCAGUCCAUUGUCAUCUCCUGUACUGUCCACAGUCUCUGGUCAUCCCUGUACUGUCCACAGUCUCUGGUCAUCUCCUGUACUAUGUCCACAGUCUCUGGUCAUCUCCUGUACUAUGUCCACAGUCUCUGGUCAUCCCUGUACUGUCCACAGUCUCUGGUCAUCUCCUGUACUAUGUCCACAGUCUCUGGUCAUCCCUGUACUGUCCACAGUCUCUGAUCAUCUCC